UCUGUUGCACGUGAGCACCCUUAAGUGAGGAAAGUAGAAGGGGACCGAGUGAGUUUCGGAAAAAAAAAAAGGGUUUACAGAAGAUUAGAGAGGGAAGAAGGUUGAUUGGUCGAUGGAGGUGGAGCAAGCUAAGCCAAAGCCAACGCCGAAGCGGUUUGUGAAGAACCAAAUCCCUGAUUCCAUCCUCAACGACGCGGCCCUCAACGCCGCCAUCUCCGUUCUCCCUCACAACUACAACUUCGAGGUCCACAAAUGCGUUUGGCGCGUUCUUUCCACCGGCGCCAAGCGCGUUGCCCUUCAGUUCCCCGAGGGCCUCCUCAUGUACUCCCUCCCUCUCUCCGACAUCUUCACUACCUUCGCCGCCGUCGACCGCUGCUACGUCCUCGGUGACGUCACCUACGGCGCUUGUUGUGUCGACGACUUCUGCGCCGCUGCGCUCUCCGCCGACCUCCUCAUCCACUACGGCCACAGCUGCCUUGUCCCCAUCGAUUCCACCACCAUCCCCUGUCUCUACGUCUUCGUUGACAUCAAAAUCGACGUUUCCCAUUUGGUUGAUACCGUUAAAUUGAACCUCGAAUCUCGCGCCCAGAACCUCGUAUUAGCUGGUACUAUUCAGUUUGCAUCUGCAAUUAGGGCUGCGAAGCCGGAAUUGGAGAAAUCAGGGUUUAGGGUUUUGGUACCGCAGUCCAAGCCUCUUUCGGCCGGUGAGGUUCUUGGCUGCACUGCUCCCAAGGUUUCAUUAAUGGAUUCGUUUAGUGAGAAUCCUGAGAAUAGCGUUUUGGUAUUUGUAGCUGAUGGAAGGUUUCAUCUUGAGGCGAUCAUGAUAGCUAAUCCUGGGAUUAAGGCUUUUAGGUAUGACCCUUACAUUGGGAAGUUGUUUCUGGAAGAGUAUGAUCACGUGGGAAUGAAGGAAUCUAGGAAAGGUGCGAUUUUGAGAGCGAGGGAGGAAGCUCGGAAUUGGGGUGUUGUUUUGGGGACUUUGGGUAGGCAAGGGAACCCUAAGAUUCUGGAGAGAUUGGAAAAGAAUAUGAAGGAAAAAGGGUUCCUUUACACUGUUUUCUUGAUGUCUGAGAUUAGCCCUGCAAGGAUUGCAUUGUUUGAGGACUCUGUGGAUGCUUGGAUUCAGAUUGCUUGUCCUCGGUUAUCGAUUGAUUGGGGUGAUGCUUUUGGGAAACCAGUGCUCAAUCCCUUCGAGGCAGAGAUCGCGUUGGGGGUGAUACCUGGCUGGUGGGAGAAGAAAAAUGUGUUGGUGGCAAAGGUGCAGGAAGGUUGUGAAGAUGGUGGUGUAAGUUGCCAGAAGAGUGGUGAUUCUUCCUGUGAGUGUAGCUGUGGAGAAGAUGAAAAUGGAAAUGGAAAGAGCGAUUUUGGUGGUGAAUAUCCAAUGGACUAUUAUUCUCAAGAUGGUGGGGAGUGGAAUUCCUCUUAUGUGAAGAAGUCCUCUCGUCCUGUCGGAACACCAGGACGCGUUUUAGAUCACCUCAAAAACACCAAAGGAUUUUCUCUUAAUAGAUUAAAAUAUUUGGUCCUAGAUGAGGCGGACAGGCUGUUGAAUGAGGACUUUGAGGAAUCACUUAAUGAGAUUAUACAAUUGAUUCCUCGUGAGCGGAGAACAUUUCUGUUUUCUGCUACAAUGACUAAGAAGAUUGAAGCAGCCUCUAAGUAUUCUACUGUUGACACACUGAAGCAGCAAUAUCGUUUCUUACCUGCCAAACAAGGAUUUCUACCUUGUGUACAUUCUCACUGAAAUGGCUGGAAGUACAUCAAUGGUGUUCACUCGUACAUGUGAUUCAACUCGUCUUCUUGCUUUGAUUCUUAGUAA
Molecule: messenger RNA, 1819 nt
Organism: Arachis ipaensis
Lineage: Eukaryota; Viridiplantae; Streptophyta; Magnoliopsida; Fabales; Fabaceae
Source: RefSeq, a predicted model, not a curated record